AUAAUCUGCAUCCUGUCGACAUUGCCUUAUCGCCGCAUCACGUAUACGCUAUCUGCUCCGCGCAACAGUGAAGGUGUGGUUUCUCCCAUUCAACAUGGCCAGAGGAAUGUCAGCAUGCUUGACGGCCAUUUUCACAUGCACAGUACUUUUGUUAGCUGUCUCUGCCCAAACCCUACAGCCGGGUUCUUCCAUACCAACAUAUACCGUCACAACAAUACUGCACGAGCCCUACAUAAUGAUGAACCCCAAAUCUACGGACAAUUCCACUAAAUACAUUGGCAUCGUUAAGGAUAUUCUCGACAGGAUCGGUCAGAUACUCGAUGUCAACUUUGAGUAUAUCCAUGUGGGGGAUGACGAUUUCGGUCAUAGACACCGCGUCUUCGGAAACUGGAGUGGCAUGGUGGGUCAAUUGAUUCGUAAAGAAGCUGACAUCGCAGCGUCACUGAGGGUAACAUCUCAACGGGCCAAGGAUAUUCACUACUCACAGACGUUUGCAACAAGUGGUGUGAGCAUUUUACUAAAGAAGCCAAAGAUCCAUUCCCAAGCACACAACACCGCCACACUUCCAUUCCAACCAUUCACUGUUGGAAUAUGGGUGUCCAUCAUCGUGGCAUUCGUUAUUGUAUCACUGGUAUUGUACGCUAUUGGCAGGCUUAAUCCGGAGGAGCGAGUUACUGAACGUGGGGAAAAUAACAUUGCUACCGCCUUCUUCAUGACCUUCAGCAUGCUGUCAUUACAAGGAUCUCGUUUGACUCCUACCUCACAUGCUGGCCGCACCUUGGUGUGUUUCUGGUGGAUUUUUGUCUUGGUUACGCUCAUUUUGUAUGCUUCCAGUCUCACGUCCAUUUUGUUUUUGAAGUCCCCGGAUGUUGAAAAUCCACUUCCAUUUUACACCUUUGAACAAAUGACAAAGCAAUCUAAAAUAAAGUACGGCACCGCCAAAUCUGGUUCUGCGAAAAGCUACUUCAGGAAGUCCUCUGGAGCGCUCGAACGACAAAUAUACAAGCUUUGGAAAAGUAAUCCAGACCUUUGGGUGCCGUCGAUUGAGGAAGGGGUUGCCAGGGUGAAAAAUGGUAACGGGGAUUACGCUCUGGUCUUGGAUAGCGAAUUCGCAUAUUACACGGCGGCAAAAACCUGUGGCUUGGCUGUGACAGGCAAAUUGUAUUUGGAACGGUCAUACGCCUUCGCCUGUGGACCAGACACCGAUAUUUGUCGUCAGCUCGAUCAUGCUAUUCUCGAUAUGAAGGAAAACGGUGAGCUACUUAUGAUCGCAGACAAAUGGAUGAGUGGACCUUGUGGCAGCUAUGCCGACCUAUCGACGCCUGAACGCUACAUCCCGCCGACGUUGGAUGCUUAUCUAGACGUGAAACACAUGGAUAUAACACGAUUCACGUUGCCACUAGCCAGCAUAUUGUGUGGAGUGAUAAUAAGCAUUCUGGUAGCUGCAAUAGAGAAAUUCCGGUCCAAGUCCAAAGGGAUUGCCCGGGGAGCACGUAUUCCUGCACAGGAAGAUAAACAAGGCUUCAGCAACAGCCCAGACAUCGAUAUGUAGUGGGCAACCGGGAAUCCUCAAAAAUGGAACUCUUCGAUAACUUCAGUUUUGACAGUAUGCAGCUCUCAAACGUCUCCAGUGAACUGUAAACGUCAAAAAUAUAAAACGAAUAGGUGCCUUUUAUAUGUAUAUCUAUAUUUCACAGUCACGAAACAUCUAAAUAUGGUUAUAAUAUGGACACUUUAGUGUAUAACCAUCAAACUGAAGCAAGGCUAAUACUUAUUCUUGUUUGAAAUUGAUUACGUUUUCAACCUUUUAAAUAAUGUAGAAAACAAAGGUAACUUAGGUUCGGCAUGUUUAAACAGAUUUAUUAUGCUGAAGAAGAUACACAGUAUAGCUUGGUUUGACUGCUCGCUUCGAGUCUCCUUUCACGGCCGAAUGCUGUGAUCAGAGGAGGCUGGAUUUACCCUGCCUUUCAUGGGUCUAAGUCUUGUUUGUACGCCAUGCUCGAAUGUUCCACGGUUUGCUGAGCAGCACUUCUGUUGUCAGAUGCCGCUGCAACAAACUCUUCCAAUCUUAAGAUGGCUGACCUUUACGCGUAACUUGUGUCGCCAUAUUUGUGAUUUGAUGACGAUGCUAUAAGCACCUCCUAGCCUAUUGCUGCCGUACAUUGCAUACCCACAGCGUUAAUAGGAGUACAAAAGAGCAGCAUGAGUAUGAGGCGCCGUUUUACUAUCUAAUCAGUAUUUUACAUCAAGAAUUGGACUUUCUAACAUAAAAAUAGAGAGAUUUCGGACUAUAUGAUUUAAUUGUGAAAUUAUAUUACAUAGUGUCAUCGUUGCUUGAUUUGAUUUCAUGAUUAUUUUACUAGUAUAUGAUUUGAUUGUAUCAUUACAUUAUAUGAUGUCAUCAUUGUAUGA
This is a messenger RNA of Pecten maximus, 2412 nucleotides long. Its product is annotated as glutamate receptor U1-like. The coding region runs from base 95 to 1552 and encodes 485 amino acids. The transcript has 7 exons. Gene Ontology annotation, cellular component: postsynaptic membrane; plasma membrane. Gene Ontology annotation, molecular function: transmitter-gated monoatomic ion channel activity involved in regulation of postsynaptic membrane potential; glutamate-gated receptor activity. NCBI's taxonomy places the organism in Eukaryota, Metazoa, Mollusca, Bivalvia, Pectinida, Pectinidae. Gene Ontology annotation, biological process: modulation of chemical synaptic transmission; synaptic transmission, glutamatergic. The record is from RefSeq and is a predicted model, not a curated record.